This is a messenger RNA of Syngnathoides biaculeatus (alligator pipefish), 663 nucleotides long. It is a transcript of the gene nkx2.7, whose product is annotated as NK2 transcription factor related 7. Gene Ontology annotation, biological process: cell differentiation; regulation of transcription by RNA polymerase II. Gene Ontology annotation, molecular function: DNA-binding transcription factor activity, RNA polymerase II-specific; RNA polymerase II cis-regulatory region sequence-specific DNA binding. Gene Ontology annotation, cellular component: nucleus. The transcript is spliced from 2 exons. NCBI's taxonomy places the organism in Eukaryota, Metazoa, Chordata, Actinopteri, Syngnathiformes, Syngnathidae. Bases 1 to 663 code for a protein of 220 amino acids. The record is from RefSeq and is a predicted model, not a curated record.
AUGACGCAGACCAGCUCAUCGACACCAUUUUCGGUCAAGGAUAUUUUGAAGAUGGAACAGCAGGCUGGCUCGAAAAAGGACAUAUUGAUAGCUGAUCAAGUGACACAAGUGCAUCUUCACAACUUGCAACAAACUCAAAAGGAGCUUUUCACACGCUACGCAGCGGUGGACGAUGAGUCGACAAAACGUGAAACUUGUAUGCAGAGCAAAGGAGAUGCCAAAGGAGCUCGGCCCUCUCGCAGAAGGCCACGCGUGCUCUUCUCACAGGCUCAGGUGAGCGAGCUGGAGAGUCGCUUCCGCCGCCAGCGCUACCUGUCGGCGGCGGAGAGGGAGCAGCUGGCUCUCGUUAUCAAGCUCACAUCCACCCAGGUCAAGAUCUGGUUCCAGAACCGCAGGUACAAGUGCAAGCGCCAAAGUCAGGACAGGAAUCUGGAACUGGUACCCAAAAGGCUGCCCGUGCCGGUACUGGUCCGCGACGGGAGGCCGUGCGGGGCGAGAUCCCUUCUCCCGCCUGCUCACGAUGCAGUUUUGGGCCAUUACAACAACAUGGUUAGAUAUGGAUACACCGAAGAGUACGGUUGGAGUUACUACAGUGUGUCUGCUGAUGUCAAAAACACAGAGGGGGGCUUCGUGUGUGCACUGGAGGCUCUCAGAGGCUGCUGA